Molecule: messenger RNA, 2387 nt
Organism: Brienomyrus brachyistius
Lineage: Eukaryota; Metazoa; Chordata; Actinopteri; Osteoglossiformes; Mormyridae
Product: L-serine dehydratase/L-threonine deaminase-like
Exons: 8
Coding region: 191-1165 (324 amino acids)
Biological process (GO): L-serine catabolic process; L-threonine catabolic process
Molecular function (GO): pyridoxal phosphate binding; threonine deaminase activity; L-serine ammonia-lyase activity
Source: RefSeq, a predicted model, not a curated record
CAAGGCUGUUCCCACUCCGUUAGCCCUGAAGUGGCUGGUAUAUAACUCGGGGCUGCUGCUUUCGGGACACCGCGGGGUGAUGAGAGUGAAAAGCGGGUGCAGUACGGACUGAAGGACGGAAAUCAGUCUGGAUACGGAAGAAAAACCUACAUCUUAUUUGCAUAAGUCGUCGGCUAGCCCUUCACUAGCCAUGAGCUCUUCCCACCCUCUGCACAUCCACUCCCCCUUGCGCGAGAGCCUUGCCCUGUCCAAGGUGGCGGGGACCCCCGUGUACCUGAAGAUGGACUCCAGCCAGCCCUCGGGCUCCUUUAAGAUCCGCGGCAUUGGUCACCUCUGCAAAGCGUGGGCGGAGCGAGGCUGCAAGAGAAUCGUGUGCUGUUCAGGUGGGAAUGCGGGCAUGGCGGCUGCCUAUGCUGCCCGCCACCUGGGCAUGCCUGCCACCAUCGUGGUGCCCACGGUGACCCCAGACUUCAUCCUGCAGAAGAUGAAGGACGAAGGGGCGGCCGUGACGGUGUACGGCAAGAUGCUGAUGGACACUCUGGAUUAUGCCAGACAGCUCAUAUCCAACAACCCCGACUGGGUGCUCAUCCCCCCCUUUGACGACCCUCUCAUCUGGGAGGGCCACUCGUCAUUAGUGCGGGAGCUGAAGGAGGAUCUGGAGGUGAAGCCAGGCGCAGUGGUGCUCUCCGUGGGCGGCGGGGGCCUCCUGUGCGGCGUGGUGCAGGGCUUGCGAGAGGUCGGCUGGGGGGACGUGCCCGUCAUUGCCAUGGAGACCGCUGGCGCGCACAGCCUGAAUGCCACGCUGCGUGCAGGACAGCUGGUCACCCUGCCUGAAAUGACAAGCAUUGCCACGACACUGAGCGUGAAUAGAGUGGCAGCUCAGACGCUGAAGCUGGCUACUGAGCACACGGUCUUCUCGGAGGUGGUGACGGACCAGGAGGCCGUCAAGGCCGUGGAGCUCUUUGCAGACCACGAGAGGACCUUGGUGGAACCAGCCUGUGGUGCCGCCCUGGCGGCCGUGUACUCUAAUAUCAUCGAUCGGCUGAAGACGGAGGGUAAACUGCCCCAGGAUAUGGGGCCGGUGGUGGUGGUGGUCUGCGGGGGCAACAUCAUUGGCUUAGGGCAGCUGCAACUGCUGAAGAAGAAGUUGGGCUUGACAAGCUAGGCUGUUAGACCCCGCCCCCUCCUCCUCCAGCACCUAUAUCUGCAGCUAUUGGGACAGACCAAUACACCCUUCAGCCUCAGUGUCCAUAAACCCACAAAGGGGACACUGCCAGCAGUUUCACUGGAGAAUGCCGGGAGCCUCAUUAGAGGCAUUUAAUUGUAUUUCAUUUUAAUCUAGAUGUAUUCAUUCAUAUUAUAUUCAUUGUUAUACUGAAUGUAAAUAUUUUUAUAAUGUCAUGUGGUGUAAGUAAAAGGGGGUAUAAAUCAAGAAACAAGGCAAAUUUAAUUUAUGACGCAAUUUACAGCAAAUUUGUGUGCCUGUAUGGAAGUGGGUGGUUCUCAGGCUUUUUAUCCCAAGGUCUCCAUCAGAUUUUUUUUCAAUGUCAGAGGUCCAGAACAAUUUUUAAUGGCAAAACAGCAUUUUAUGAACUUUAAUGAAUUAGCAAUAACCUUUGAUGUAGACGUCUAUAUAUAACAAAAAUGGGAACUUUAACGCACGCUGAUCAUUGCAACUCUGUCAUCGGGGGUGGAGAUUGACGAUUUAUGUGUGCACGAAGUUUGGUGGUCCUACAUUGUAUUUUUCUGUUCAACCAACAUGAAGCCUUUUUAAAUUAACCAUUUUGAUUCAUAAUGUAAAGCCACAGGCCUUGCAGGCCGCACUGGUAUGACCUCUGACAUACAACCAUGUUUGGUCUCGUUUGAAUGCUUACAGUACAACGGGCACAAUACGCUCAACCUUAAUGUGGUAUGUUCUCACAUGAGAGAAAUAUAGAAAGUAAGACAAAACCCACCAAAGUGGAGGAUCUUAUUACCUGUUGGAACAAAGGAAUUCCCACGUUCCUCCUAAAGCAGUUCGAUUGGCUGAGGGUCUGAGAAUUGAUAAGAUCAGCAGUUCUACAGGACACAUACACAAGAUCAACACAGUCCCUAAAAUAACCAAUCGUAAUACUUGGUCAGGAAAUUUAGUCUUCAAGGACAUUCCGUCACUUGGUUUGGAAUACUUAAGGAAGAGCUCGAGAGUAGCAAAGGAAGACCCUCUGUAAUCAGAGCUCCCCAUAGUGGGAUAUUUUCUGCAGUUACUCUGUGCCCGCUCAGCUGAGGUAUGUAAUUGUUUUGACUUGAUGGUAUAGUUUAGGAAUUUGUGGCCACAUGUUAGAAUUACAUUAAUGUUAUAUUUGGUUAAAUUAAUGUGUAUUAAUUGUGAAUAAACUAUGUUUUGAUUA